Molecule: messenger RNA, 4701 nt
Organism: Brienomyrus brachyistius
Lineage: Eukaryota; Metazoa; Chordata; Actinopteri; Osteoglossiformes; Mormyridae
Product: protein phosphatase 1 regulatory subunit 3E
Exons: 1
Coding region: 310-1218 (302 amino acids)
Biological process (GO): regulation of glycogen biosynthetic process
Cellular component (GO): protein phosphatase type 1 complex
Molecular function (GO): glycogen binding; protein phosphatase 1 binding
Source: RefSeq, a predicted model, not a curated record
AAGUUCCUUUUAUGAGAAGAUGCACGGUCCGCGUGCAUACACGCGCCUGCAGAGGUCCUGCCGUCAGGGAAUCCCAUACAUUGAUGUCCACGAGUCGGAAAAAUUUCACCUGUGAAUACUACAUAUGACGUAAGAGGAGUAGCCUCUCCGUCGUGAUGUCAUGUGCACUUGCUUUAACUCUAAGAAGAUUGGUUCAGAAAUCCGCAGUGUCACAGGCACGACGACAGAAACGACCAUUCCGGUGUGCAAAUUCGGGCACCUGACGGCUGCUUUCACGACUACGCUCCUUCUAGGCUCUUUUACUGUUAUAUGGAAAACCUAGCCGCGCAUUCAGUUGUUGUAAUGUUGCCUCCUAACAGUUGCAUCCCUAGGAAUUACAGCUGUAUGGCUGGCUUAUUCGGAAGCCUGGCAGCGGCAAGCCACAGGAAAGAGGACGGGGAAGAAGACAGCGAGCCUGCCAGUGAAACCGCCGAAGAUCAAGUGGUCGACGAGAGACCGAGAGGCAGGGAAUGUUUCCUGAAACCUCCGCAAAGUCCGACGUUGCGAAGAAGAUGCAAGUCGCUGCCGACCCCGGUAGAGAGAGCCCGGCUGGAGAUCGCGCGGAGUCGCAGCCCGAGCAGCCAGAAGAAGGUGCGAUUCGCAGAUUCCCUGGGUCUGGAGCUGACUUCAGUGAAGCAUUUUUGCGAUGCAGACAUGCCGGAGGUCCCGCAGAGGAUCCUCGACAAAUUCAAACGGGGAAAUACCAUGCACUUAAACAACUUCCCAAAAAUAACCAACCAGCCGGCGUGCAUGGAAACCCAGUUUGUCAACCCCGGUCACUUACCGGGAUUCGUGGAGAAAGUGCAAGAAGUCAAAGUGUUGCUGGAAUCAGUGGAGACUGACGAGUUUAGCAUGUCAGGUGUGGUACGCGUUUUAAACCUGGCUUUCGAGAAGAGCGUCCUGCUGCGGUACACCCUCAAUAACUGGUUAACAUUUUUCGACGUGCAGGCGUCCUAUGUUCCCCAGUCCAGCGAUGGGGUGACGGAUAAGUUUGCCUUCAAAAUCAUCACACCUGCGUUUUUGGAGACCGGAGGCACCCUUCAGUUUGCCAUCAAGUACACCGUUGGUGGCGAUGAGUUUUGGGACAACAAUAAUGGCAAUAAUUAUAAAGUGCGCCGGCACAGGUUUAAAAUCUCUCCGCCCAGAGAAUGGGAGAACGGCUGGAUUCAUUUUAUAUAGCGUCCGUCGUAUUGAUGCCACUAAGGGGAUCGCGACUGCAUUUAAUAUCCCGUGUUUUAGACGGUUCGUGGACUGGCUGUGAGUCGGAGAAUAAUUCGUCUGUCAGUUCAAGCGGCUACGUCUGAGGCCCCAAAGUUUUAUUUAUCCUGCAUUUUAUGUUCCUUUAUAUCUCAGAAACCCCGAUGAUGGAAAGAGGAGGUCUGCUUCCGCGCAUGUUGCCGAAUGGUUUAAUGGUUCAAGCUUUUGCAUCGAUCGAAUGCUUUCCGCCAAGUGCAAGGCAUUAUUUAGCAUAUAUAGGACGAGACGUCCCCAUGGUAUAUAAGACAACCUUUUUGUUUUUUUUAUUAUUUAUCUCCAUCCGCUUAACGACUGUCCUUUCGAGUCAGGUCCAUAUAACGUUAAAAUGUGUCUGCGUUGUCUUAUCGUUGUUAUUUUGUCGUUGGUUGUCUGUCCAUCCGUACUCCUGAAAUAGGCAGUUCCAUAUUCAUUUGAUUAUGGCCAAUGGACAACAAUUUACUUUGCACUCGCCUUGCUGGUUAACCGACUUUAACCCAAAAUAACACAAUUUAGCAGUGCAAAAGAACUUGAAUUUACGUAUUUUACUUUAAACACUUACAUUUUUUGGACAUUGUUUUUAUUUGCAUAUGGGUUAUUUCUAAUUAAGGAUGUGUCGCUCCUGUUCUAUCGUGUAGGCUCGAGAGAAGUAAUGUUUUUUUUUUGUUCUCAAACUGUGACCUUGUGAGCUGACACCGUCAAUUUAAAAUGGCUGCAGAACACUGUGAAAGUAAUUUACCUCUAGAGAACUGUCCACUGUACAACCAUUACAUGAUCUGUUUUAUGGCAAAGUGUAAUGCAAAUUCUUCGCUUCAAUGUAAUGUGUAGAUUGAAUAUCUGAAUGAGAAGUUGACCAUAACGGAAUUACAGAAUUUGAUUUUUAGUGACUGUCCUCAAAUAUGCGUAGAGUGUCGGGAAUUGUCAUUAGUAAUAUAGUACAAUAAUACAUUUAUCAGCAAUUAUGCUUAUAAUUAUCUGUGGUGUGGAGCCAUGAAGGACCAGAACAGGUAGCAACUUGGUAUUUCCUAUUGGUUGUCAGUUUAAUGGUGUGUUUAACGUGCAAUGAAGUAUUUUAGCUUUAACUGUGUUCUCUAGAAGGGUGUAUUAAAAGUAGCGUUAGCCUCUGUUAUAUCAAAUUAGAAGGGAAACGGGCUUCUGCGUGGAGUCUGAUUAUAACUUUUUUUAUUUCUUGGAAUAUUUUUACCUCAAACAAAUCAAAGGCAUUUAUAGUAUGAACUUAACAUAGUUCCAGUAAAAGAAGAUGAUAUAUUUAUUUAGGUUUGUCAUAUGUUUAAUGAAUGUAAAUAUUUUUACAAGAUCCAACAAAAUCAGUAUAUACUAGCCAUAACUGAGACUUUAGCUGCUAUUCCAGAGCAAGAAUAUUUUAAUUAUUAAAUAUAUAUAUUGUGGAUUAAUCCUUUGUUAUCCUUGUGACACUGUCUCCCUCUAGCCCUAAUAUUAGAGAUGAAAUAAUUGUAAAUACUUGCUAUUUUGUGCAGUCACAUAUAUUUUAAUUGUACAAAGGAUAUAGGGCCCCUUAAACUGUCUUCACAGCUGAAAAUAUGUAUAUUUAUGACAAGUGCUUGCUAUUUUUGCAUUAGCAAUGGUGUAUCACUGUACCUAUAUCUCUCCGAUAGACAUUGCAAGUCCUACUCAGGAAAUGUCCCAGAAAGGCUUUUAGAGAAUGUCUUUCUCUUUUUGUCAAGAUGGGCACCAUUAGCAUAAGAAUGAUGUGCGCUGCUGGUAAUUCUGAAGGCAUCGCUGGAAGUGAAACUCUUUGGGACGAGAGUGUUAGAUACCGUUAAAAUACAGAGAAGUCGUUUCUAGGGGGGCUUUUGAACUUUUAACUAAGAUGUAACUUCCGGCAACUCUUAAAUAGCAGCUUCAGAUAGGGCAGUGAUCUUCUGCUGAUUGUACAUAUAGUCAAGAAGCAUGCUGAAGGUUCUCUUUGGUGGUAAACAUUUUCUGAAGCUUCUCAUAAUAUUUAUUUUUGACUCAGUUUGGCUUGUAAUUGUUUUAGAUGCUGGGAAUAUUUUGGCUUUGAAUACGAAAAGUAUAAAUGGUAUUUCCAAUAAUAUAAAGUUAGUGUAGUUUGUCCUUAUUUGUUCUGAAUGUGGACAUUGUCUUGUAAACACCACCUGCUAACAUUUUUACUUGAUUUCUUGUUAUUGCGGUUAACAUUAAUAAGAAUGUCUGUCAUCGUGGCCUUAAAGUCCCAUCGUUCUCGAGUGGUUAAAUGUAGGCCGUCCUUCUCUGGGUUUACAUCCCCACCAUUCCCACUAUUUCCCUCGUAUUCAGCUUUUGUACAAAGUCAUGAAACGUAUCACCUGUGAGAUGUAGGUAAAAUGAUUGAACUGCUACAGGGGCUGAUUGCAUUUUGCCAUCUACCAAAGGCUGUAAAUGAUGAAUUAUUCUUAUUUCUUUUGCUGCAUUUAAUUUUGCUUUAGAGUCAGACUGGUUAAGAAUAUCAGCAUCUUUCCUCGUUGUAAUGGUCAUGUGUUUUCACCUAAAGAGAAAUUUUCAGCAUGACUGCUGCUAACUGCUGUUGUCUUUAAUGCUAAGGCUGAUCUGUGCAACAUAUAAAAGCUGUUUCGUCACUAACAUGCGGGACCCAUUACCGAUAAUCAGCUCAUGAAACAUUUGUUUAGUAGAGUUGCAUAAUACGAGUUGCGUUGCAGAAAUGGUUCUCAAUUGAGGAAGCAUAUGUCAUUUGCCUUUCCAGCAUCUGCUAGGCUCAUUAGCUUAUUGUGCUUAGAGCUGAUGUGUCAGGUUGCAGUUACAAUGUCAGUUUGAUGCUCUUCUACUGUUUGUUCUCACCAGCAGAUUUAAAUGAAUUAGUGCUGCUGAUUGGCAGCUCGUCGCUUCCUUAGGUUCGGUCUCAUGCCUCCUCCAUGAUGACUUCAGGUCUUUGGGUCGCCAUUGUUGACAGCAGGUGGAAUUUGCUCACAUCACAUGUGGCAACGGAGCACAGUGAGGCAAGGAGGGGGAAAGUGUGUCAGCCAUGUCAACUGAGGGCUGGACCUGAGACACGGGCACAUUUCCCACUUUUAGUGCACUUUUAGGAAAACCAUUGGGGCACUCGGUGUCCACACCUCUUUACUUGACACCUUUGCUGCCACUUCUCUGUGAAUAGUUUCCAGUUAACGUACCUGUUCUCUGUCACGGAGUGUGCUGUCUAGUAUAUGUGACAUUAUGUCAUUUCCGGCAUAAGGUAAAUCUAUAUUUUUUUUAAUCUAUGCAAUGCAUCCGAUGUGUAGCACAGCUUAUGUCUUCGUCUUGUGUUGAAAUGUUGUGUCUGAAUGUGCUGAGUACAGUAUUUCAGCUGUUUGCAUGUACUGCUGAAUUUUUUUUUUUUUUGUAUGGUGAAUUUGUAAUGUUGCCUACUGUACAUUUUGUUAAUACUUGUAUUAAAGGCAUUUCUGAUGGAAA